AUGGCCAGGAAAUCACAGCAACAGAAAGAGAAAGACAUACUCUUGCGAAUUUUGUUCGAACUACCCCCAUGGGGAAAUGUAGAAGCUUCGUUGGAAGUUAAGACAACUCAGUUGUAUCCAUACAUAAGCACAUCCGACUUUCUUGUUUUAGGCUUGCAGCUUUUAUUCCUUUUAAUGACAUUUUAUCGUCUCCUUUUUCUGGUAUUUUCAAUAUGUAAAGACAAUAAUCGGUCAAGAUACACGACUGAACACUUGGUUGAACUUAUGCGUGUUGGAUUAUGUAUAACUGCAAUAGUAUGCUAUAUAAUAAGAAUAGACAAGACUAUAUCAUCUAUCGAGGCGACAUACAACACUAAAGAAAUAUUUGUUUCCUUUGAUGAUGUGAAUGUGUUUGAUACAUUUUACAGAAUGUUCAUGUCAACGGAAUUGUUUUUAGCAAUAGUGAAACUUUUACAACCACUUAGUCUAAAUUACCAACUGUUUGUGAUGCAGAAAUCUAUUAGUUCACACAAGAAUGAAAUACUAUCAUUUGGUAUAAUGGUUUGUAUUCUCAUGACAUCAUUUGCUGCUUUUAUGUACCUAUACGGUGACUGGACAUUAUAUAAAUUCAGAAGCGUUUUAGCUUCCUACUUGACAUUACUACAGGCAUUUCUGUCUAUGGUCCGGUUUAAAGAAGCUUUCCACACGACUGAUGUAGUCUUAGAAAGCAUGUUUACCCUUUUCUUGUUUUGUUCGUCAGUCCUUAUCAUAAACAUGUUCAUCUCGAUGCUUAAUGAAGGAUUUAAGACGGUCAAACAUUUCGGCCACACAAAUGGUGUUACAAAAUUUGAUAAAGACCUUAAUGAGCAUUUUUGGUGGAAAAUGGAGAAUUUUCGGGAAAUGUUUAGCUCCGCAGAUGAAACCCAAACAGAACGGAAAAGAAAAUACAUUCCAGAUAAAAAUGGAGUUACCAGAAAUUCUAUGAAACUGGAUAAUCAGGCGUAUGUAAUAUGUGAAACUGCAAUACGAGCACAAGAAGAAGAAAGAAAUUUCAAUUAUGUUUGCAACACUUUAUCUGCAUUGAUGAAAUGAAUCUGGCAAUAGUUUUAGUGGACAUUUAA
Mytilus californianus (California mussel) is the source of this 1100-nucleotide messenger RNA. RefSeq lists its product as uncharacterized. Gene Ontology annotation, molecular function: calcium channel activity. Bases 1 to 1071 code for a protein of 356 amino acids. The record is from RefSeq and is a predicted model, not a curated record. Gene Ontology annotation, biological process: detection of mechanical stimulus. Lineage: Eukaryota; Metazoa; Mollusca; Bivalvia; Mytilida; Mytilidae. The transcript is spliced from 7 exons. Gene Ontology annotation, cellular component: membrane.